AUGCGGGACGUCCUCAAGACCGAAGAACUCGACAUUCCCGAGGGGGUCACUGUCGAUAUCAAGUCCCGCCUCAUCACCGUCAAGGGCCCCCGCGGAACGCUGACGAAGAAUGUCCGUCACAUCGACAUGGACAUCCGGCUCCAGAAGGGCAAGACCAACAAGGUCGCGCUCGCGGUAUGGCAGGGCGGCCGUAAGCACGUUGCGUGCCUACGAACAAUCCGGUCCCUCAUUGUCAACAUGAUCACCGGUGUCACGAAGGGCUUCCGGUACAAGAUGCGUGCUGUGUACGCCCAUUUCCCCAUCAACUGCAUUGUUCAGGAUGGUGGUCGUGCGCUGGAAAUCCGUAACUUCUUGGGCGAGAAGAUCGUACGGAAUGUUGCGAUGUUGGAUGGUGUCACCGUCUCAGAGUCAAAAUCACAGAAGGACGAGCUCAUCCUCGAGGGUAUCGACGUUCAGAACGUGUCACAGUCCGCCGCGUCGAUUCAAGGUCUCUGCCGUGUGCGGAACAAGGAUAUCCGUAAGUUCCUCGACGGUAUCUACGUCUCGGAGAAGGGGACGGUCGAGCAGGAUUGA
Messenger RNA from Dichomitus squalens LYAD-421 SS1, 573 nucleotides. Its product is annotated as 60S ribosomal protein L9. Gene Ontology annotation, molecular function: rRNA binding; structural constituent of ribosome. Gene Ontology annotation, cellular component: ribosome; cytosolic large ribosomal subunit. Gene Ontology annotation, biological process: cytoplasmic translation. Lineage: Eukaryota; Fungi; Basidiomycota; Agaricomycetes; Polyporales; Polyporaceae. The record is from RefSeq and is a predicted model, not a curated record. The transcript has 4 exons. Bases 1 to 573 code for a protein of 190 amino acids.